AUGGAGCAUAAUGAGCAUUUUAUGGUGCCAUCCAACGUGCCCGCGGUUAUACCCUCUGAAAUAAUCACAUCGACCAACAUCAUUGAAGAAGGCCUUAGAAUUUGUCCAUUGUGCUCAUCGGAAAUUCGAUUUUUUUUUAUAAAUUUUAAUGAAAAAAUGUUAAUGUGUGAGAACACAGAGUGUGACUUUCCAUUUGGAUAUGAAAACUUGCAGUUUCUAAGAGUUGAUAAUGAUGAAGAAAUAAGUGAUAUGCAGUCGGUAAGAACUAAGCCUACAUCCCCAAGAUCACCUCCUUCAAACUCUAUUGUAUCCGCAGGUGCUUGGUCAGAAAUAGAUAAAAUAAAUAAAGUUUAUGAUUCAGAAGAAAUUCAAUUAGCAGAAACUCGCCAAUUCACAUCUUUAACUGGAAAAGCUAAACUAAAUAGAAAAUUAUCAUUUACUAAAGAUAGUGAAAUCAAAAUAAAGAAAAAUGUUGAAGACAUCAAAGGUUUGAAUAUGGAAUUACAGGAAAUAACAGCUUCUUCAAGUAUUUUAAGUAAUGAAAAGUGGAUUAAUAAUUUAAAAAAUCUCCAAGAUACAUCUGGCAUUCAACUUUUAAGACCUCAGGAGUUGAGAAGAGUGCAACAAGAGACGAAAGAAGUCAAAAUAAACAUAAAUACUGAUUUAGGGAAUAACAUGUCUUCAAUAAAAAUUCAAAUUGCUAAUACU
Messenger RNA from Brenthis ino (lesser marbled fritillary), 708 nucleotides. The record is from the annotation of a GenBank genome assembly. Lineage: Eukaryota; Metazoa; Arthropoda; Insecta; Lepidoptera; Nymphalidae.